Messenger RNA from Diaporthe amygdali, 879 nucleotides. Its product is annotated as prefoldin subunit 3. The record is from RefSeq and is a predicted model, not a curated record. Lineage: Eukaryota; Fungi; Ascomycota; Sordariomycetes; Diaporthales; Diaporthaceae. Gene Ontology annotation, biological process: protein folding; tubulin complex assembly; microtubule-based process. Gene Ontology annotation, cellular component: cytoplasm; prefoldin complex. The coding region runs from base 1 to 879 and encodes 292 amino acids. The transcript is spliced from 5 exons. Gene Ontology annotation, molecular function: tubulin binding.
AUGUUCCCAGUGUCCGGGGCGGGCCGGCAGGUCAGAGGGGCGGGCUUAUGGCAGACCCCUGGGGAAGCCGACCCGUUACAUGCAUAUGGCCUACAUAUCUACAUAGAAGGUAGUCUGGACGCAGGGAUUAUCAUGUCGAAGCUGCCCCACCAUGAAGCUGCCCUGGCACCACCGCCACGGGCAGGUGAGCUCUGGGGAAAACCAACAUCUGUCGCUGCGCACAGGUCGGACCACUGCAUCUCUGUGACAGACCAAACACAAGGCGUCAACAUGGCAGAAAAAGGGAAGACGGCUGCUCUGGGGAGCAAGGACACCCCCACCAACCCCCGCGGCAUACCCUAUGCGCCGUUCGUCGACAGGGUAGAGGACUAUGUGACCUCGCGCGCCGAGACCGAGCCCACGCUGCGGAAGUUCCAGGAGAUGAUCGCGAAAUACCAGUACAUGGAGUCGAACAUGCAACGGAAAGCGGCGGGCCUCCAGGACAAGAUACCAGACAUUCAAAAGACGUUGGAAACAGUCCAGUUCCUCAAGACGAGAAAAGACGAGACGGACCCGAUCGAGACUACCUUCGAGCUGAACGACACGUUGUUUGCCAAGGCUGAGGUGCCCCCCACCGACGAGGUGUACAUAUGGCUCGGUGCGAACGUCAUGCUGGCAUACCCAAUGGACGAGGCAGAGACGCUGCUGGUUGAGAGGCUGGCCAAGGCCAAGAAGAGCCUCGGGGAUUGCGAGGAGGAUGCGGAAUUCCUGAGAGAACAGAUCACGACCAUGGAGGUUGCGACAGCACGAGUGUACAACUGGGAUGUGGUGCAAAAGCGGAAGGAAAAGGACGAGCAGGAAAGCAAAGAAAAGGAAGAAAAGAAGUCCGGCGGUGGCUGA